Molecule: messenger RNA, 1500 nt
Organism: Solanum tuberosum (potato)
Lineage: Eukaryota; Viridiplantae; Streptophyta; Magnoliopsida; Solanales; Solanaceae
Exons: 1
Coding region: 1-1500 (499 amino acids)
Source: RefSeq, a predicted model, not a curated record
AUGUCAAAUCCUUCCCCAAGAAAUCUAGAUUAUUCUCAACACUACGCCAAUUAUUCUGAUGCCCCAGGGCACAACAUAGAAAGAUGUUGGUACUUGAAAAGGCCAAUUCAAGAUUUGAUUGAUACUCAUCAAAUUAUAGUUGAAAGCCCAACUGGACCAAACAUCAAUCAAAAUCCACUGCCCAGGCAUACUGAAACAAACAUGUUAGAAAUGAUGAAUGGUUGCGAAGAAAUUGCAAUCCCAUACAAGCCGAUCCUUAAGGUUGGAACUGGCAUGGAAAAUUCGGCGAAUGAUGUUGACUUGACAAAAAUGGUGCCUUUAGGGGCAAAAAAGACGUUGGAAAAGUUGAGCCCAUCAAACAUACCUAUUCUAACUGUGAAAGGAGCACUUGAAGAUGUUUGGGCACGUCAGAGAGAGGCAAGAUUGGUUGUUCCAAGAUGGCCAAACAAGCCUAUCUUCAUCGUGCAAGGAGCCUAUAUUCCACAUGUGAUCAUUAGGACAGUAUCCCAACUUUCAAUGACUAACCCCAAGGCUGUACCUUGGAAUUAUGAGCCCACUGUCGUGACAUACAAGGGGAAAGAAGUCAAUGAAGAAGUAGAUGAAGUAGGCGGAAUGACCCGUUCGGGAAGAUGCUAUUCCCCGACUGGAUUAAGGAAAAAUAAAAAUGACCAAAUGCAAGUUCAGAGUCCAGUCACUGAAGAAGAAGCAGAGGAGUUCUUAAGAAAAAUGAAAUUGUCAGACUAUUCCAUCGUGGAACAACUAAGGAAAACUCCAGCCCAAAUCUCUUUAUUGUCUUUGUUGAUACAUUCAGAUGAACAUCGUAAAGCUAUAAUGAAGAUUUUGAACGAAGCACAUGUUCCUAAUGAAGUUACGGUAAGUCAGUUAGAGAAGAUUACUGGGAGAAUUUUUGAGGUAAACCGAAUCACCUUUUCAGAUGAUGAACUAUCGAUUGAAGGAACGGGACAUAACCAAGGCCUCCAUAUCACUAUAAAGUGUGAGCUUUCAUAUGUCACUCGAGUCCUAAUUGAUGGAGGAUCUGGGGAAAAUAUUUGUCCUUUGUCAACUUUACAAAAAUUGAAUGUUAAAACUGAAAAGGUACGACCCAACAAUGUAUGUGUUAGAGCUUUUGAUAGGUCACAAACAGAUGCCAUUGGUAAGAUAGAGCUCAUACUAACAAUAGGGCCUGUCAAUUUCACUGUGAAUUUUCAAGUGUUAAAUAUCAAUGCAUCCUAUAAUCUAUUGUUGGGGAGACCAUUGGUGUAUAGGGCUGGGGUAGUCCCCUCUACGUUGCAUCAAAUAAUUAAGUCUGAAUACGACCUACAAGAAGUAAUUGUUCAUGCUGAGGGGGAUUUUUCAGUCUACAAAGACUCUUCCCUCCAUUUUGUCAAGGCAAAUAAUGAGAAUGAGGCACUGGUUUAUCCAGCUUUUGAGGUAGUGGUUGCUGAGCAUAUCCUCGAGGGGAAUCUCAUUUCAAAACCACAAUUGCCCAUGGUAUCGUGA